This is a messenger RNA of Effrenium voratum, 1840 nucleotides long. Lineage: Eukaryota; Dinophyceae; Suessiales; Symbiodiniaceae. The record is from the annotation of a GenBank genome assembly.
AAAUUCUUGAUCACUGACGUUGUUGCAUGCUGACCCAGGCUUGGCGCAAACUCGUCCACGCCUGACACCUGGGCCAUGGCAUUUUGCCGCUCUCACAAUGAGACGCCUUUGUCGCGCCAUGCAACGUAUUUGCAGAACGAGGCGGAGGCGGAGGCUGCUAUGUCUUUUCCGAUGUUCACAGUGCGGUUGGAGGAUGCGCUCCAGAUGAUCUGUGUGGAACCACAUGAAAGGCUGAAGGAAAAGGGUCUGCUGGUGGAGUUCAAGGAGAGCUUGGGUAAGGCAGUGUUCGUCUCUCACCAGUGGGCCGAGAAGCAUCAUCCAGAUCCUACUUUCGCGCAGUUCAGCGUUUUCCAAGAUGCAAUGAAGAACAUCUUGUCUGGUCGCCUUGGGUGCGUAGAAUUGAACUAUUUCACCGAGAUUGUUGCACCAGAAGCCAAGCCCCUGCGAACACAAGAGCUGCGAUCUGCAAAGCUGCUUAUUUGGUACGACUACUUUUCAUGCCCGCAAGACUCCAAGGGCUUGGAGAGCGACCUGGCCAAAGCGAUCGCGAGCAUCCCCUCGUAUGUUGCGACGUGCUCCUUCUUUUUUGCGCUUUGCCCCUUCCUGGAAGACCUUGCCACUGCAAGAGUCCUCAGCUUUUCUAGCUGGGCAGAGCGUGGUUGGUGUCGUUUGGAGAGGACCAUUUGUGAGCUUUCUGAGGGCUCUUGGAUUGUAGUCAAAGGUGUGGAUCGUUUGGAGCUCGUGGUUGGGUCCCAGUCUCUUACCAGCCCAAUAUGCGAAGGAGAGUUUGCGGUAGCCAGUGACAAGCUCAGAUUUGGACCAGUACUGUUGGCUGCCCUCAGGCGCAGAAUGCAACAAGCCUUGAGCAGACAUGAUUUCGUGACAUAUCGGGUAGUGAGAAGCCUGCAGAACGUCUAUUUGCGAGGUCUCGCUGCUGUGCCGGAGAUGGAUGAUGUGCCCGGGUUUGUCCCAAGCUCCAAUGAAGAUUCUGCCUCAACCGUAGAGCGGUUUUUGUACCAAAAUGGUUUCUGGAACCUCCGUGAAGUAGACAGUGCUGGUUUCCUGCCCCUGCACUACGCUGCUUUGGGUGGUCAGCCACAGUUGAUCAAAGCCAUGUUGGAACAGCGGGCAGAUCCCAGCAGAGAGGGCAACCUCUGCUGACAACGCCACCAGGAGUGUCAGCACUUGGGCUUGCUCUCCUGUGUGGGCACAACGAUGCUGCCAGUCUGCUGAUAGAAGCAAAGGCAAAUUAUCAUCAGCGUGGUGUGCUAGCGCCUGCCUUACAUUUGGCUGCGUCCAGCAACAAUGUGCAGGGGAUGCGUCUUCUUUUCCAAGCCGGUUGCGAUCCCAACAGCGAGUUAGACACCUUUGGUUCCCCAACAGCUUAUCCUGCCUGCGAUGGAAGUUCGUUGGCAGCCUUGGAGGAACUGGUUCAGCGAGGUGAACCUUUGUCCCUACUCCUCCACUUAUGUGCUGUAGCCAGGACAGGCUCGGCCGCACUCGCACGCCGACUUGUUGACCUUAAGGCUGACAUAGAUGAACAGUGGAAGCCAUUCAGGACCCUUUCAGGAAGACUUUUUGUGAGAGGCCAAUCUCUUCGUUAUCGAUUUGGGACAGACACAGCUCUGACACGACUUUGCUAUCACAUCAAUGGCUCAACACCUCUGAUGUUGGCGCUUCUUUCUGGCAACUUUGAGAUUGCCACGAUACUCCUUCGUGAGGGAGCUCGUUUAGAUCUCCGAAACACGCGGAGUUUCUCGGCUCUAGAUUUGGCACAUGGAGCCCCUGCUGCUCUCCAAGAGAUCUUGAGGGGCGACUCCAUCUACAACCGAAUUUGAGC